AUGCAGGAUCCGAUUACUAAGCUCGAUAUCUACAAGCUGGGCGACAAGCAGGAGACCCUCGGAUUGCUAGCACUCAGCGGCAACAAGGUGUAUAUAGUGCCGUUCUCGCACGAUGCUAGCAAGGAGCGUGCAGUUUUUGUAAAGCCUCCGUCUUUGCAACGGAAGUAUGCUUUACUGCUUGAAGGCUACCGCGCUCGCUUAAUGCCGUGUUUCCUUCUCUUCCUGUUCGAUGCUAGUUUAAUUUGGUAUCGGCUCGCAAGCUCUACAGCACAGAAUUACUAUCGACAGUCCCUUGCACUUGCAGCUAACGCUGUCUAG
Molecule: messenger RNA, 318 nt
Organism: Zymoseptoria tritici IPO323
Lineage: Eukaryota; Fungi; Ascomycota; Dothideomycetes; Mycosphaerellales; Mycosphaerellaceae
Exons: 6
Coding region: 1-318 (105 amino acids)
Source: RefSeq, a predicted model, not a curated record